Messenger RNA from Rhineura floridana, 1726 nucleotides. RefSeq names its product ciliary microtubule inner protein 4 (gene CIMIP4). Bases 1 to 1620 code for a protein of 539 amino acids. Lineage: Eukaryota; Metazoa; Chordata; Lepidosauria; Squamata; Rhineuridae. The record is from RefSeq and is a predicted model, not a curated record. The transcript has 6 exons.
AUGUGGCAGGCAUGUGGGGCUCUCCUUGGCCACUUCUGGCAACUGAUUUGGAGCCACAUCUGGUUGGCUACACUGGGACAUGUCUGGCAUAUAUAUAGCUCAUUUAUCAUUAUAGUCGUGCUGUUCCCAGCCAGAGGUUUUGUGAAACUGACCAGGCAAUAUCUUUAUCAGCCUCAAGAGACUAGUGGCUUGCUUCAGUGCCAGACGGAGUUUGAGGAGAUUAGCCCCUUGCUCCAGUGCCAACAGGAGCCAAAGAUGGCUAGUCCCUUGCUCCAAUACAUUCAUGAGCCUGAGGAGGUUAGCCCCGUGCUACGAUACCUACAGCACCCCAAAGAAUUUGCUGCUUUGCACCACCAACUACCGCAGCCUGAGGAAAAGGCUGAUCCCUCAGUCCAGCAGUCGAAGGAACUUAGCCCUAUACUCCAGUGCCUACAACAGCUGGAGGAGAUUGGUACUAACCUGCUCCAACGGGACAGCUGCCUCAAGCCUUCCUGCCCAAGAAAUGCCAGCAAAGUGGAGAAUGUGACUCAGGUGCCCAUGGACACGGCCUUUUCAGUUCCUGCCGCCACAUACCAUGAAACCAGCAUGGCCGAUGGUCCAACAGAAGUGCUUGGAUAUGGAAACAAGGAACAGGUCACAUACAACAUGGCUGGGGUACAGUCCAACAACAAAAAGGCCCCCUCAAGGAGCUCCAGUAACACCUCCUCGAAUUCCAAGAGCCCAACAGAGAACAAAACAACUGUGAGUGCAUCCCCAGACCUGCCUCAGACAUCACCAUCCACAGAGCAUUUCCAAAUCAGAAACCACAACAAACAGAACCUAAGAUCCAAAUCUCCCCCUGCCCUCUGUAUUCACACUGAAUCACCCAAAAUAUCUGCAGGGAGAAAAGACAGCCUGGACAGCACAACUUCCAAGGGAACAGGGAAUCACUCGAAGGGGAGACUUGGAAGCUCCAGACCAUCUGUUAAAUCUAGCCAAGAAGAAAUGGAAGAUGGUUUUACUAAUUCAGAUGAAAUAAUGGGCAGGCAAUAUCGACCUAUAGGUACUCGAUUACUUGGAUCUCCCCGGAAGAACAUCAAGGGCAGCUGUGAAGACAUGAAAGAAGCCAAGGAUGUUAUGAGUGCCAAAGAGUCUUUGGCAUCAAGUGAGCAAGAUGUCAAAGCAGAAGGAAAGCCCCUUCAGGAGAAAAAAAACAGUCUAAUACCUGCUAAUAUCAAGGCCAAGUUUGGCACAUCUACAGUGGAGAAGCUGGUCUCUGAGGAGCAGGCACGCCGCACUCUCUGUGAGGCUGGGCUGAUUCAAGGGCAGAAGCGCCUCAGUGACUGGACAUACAAGCCACUAGAGAAUCCUAUUGCAUCUUCACCUUAUGCUGAUUAUUAUGAACUAGGAUACAACCUGAGGUCCAACAUUUUCCAAGGAGGACCAUUAGAAAGCAAAAGCCUGAUGAGGGAUUCCUAUACCCCAGAUGUGAUAAAGAGGGCAAUUCGGGACCCCAAACAUUGGCACGGAAGGAAAACCGAUGAUCUAGGGAGAUGGUUCCAGAAAAAUGCCCUAAACCUUAACCUUCAAAAAGCUUUGGAACAAAAAUAUGGGGAGAAGAGCAAAGGCAGCAAAUCCUAAGGAAUAAAAGAGGGAUGAAGACCUUUUGGGAAAGAUAUCUGACUCUCCCUAGCAGUGGAAUAAACCUCCAUGCAGCCUCUGUUUGUGUGUGCUCUGUAUAUUAAUA